ACUGAAGAGAAAGUCUAAACACUUUUGUUGACUUGUGUUGAUUCAUGACUGGUGUGUGUCAGUGUGUGAUAUGAAAGGGAAUAGAUUCAUCUUAUAGAGGAAUACAAGAAGAAUCUAUCAAACAAAGUCCGCUUGAAAACUAAGCAAACUAAAACAAAUACUUUUCGUCUUCUUUUUUUUUCUUUUCUUUUCCAAGCUGCAUGAUUCUUAUUUGCUUACAUUUACAUACAUACUUAAUUGAUGAGCUAGCAGUUAAACAUCAGCUUUGUUCCACUUGUUAUAUUUUUCUAAAGUACACCGCACACGAAUCUUUUCAUCGAGAUUAAACAAAAAUAAGAUGCUUAUGUUCCUUAUUCCCACAUGCAUGUGCAUGCAUCUAUAUCUUCAUGGAAGCUAAUUUUUGAAAAGCAAUUUCUUAUAAUACGGCUGUAUAAGGCCACAUGCGUCAAUACAUCAAAAUAGAAGGACUUGGAUAUUGCGGAUUUGUACCUAAUUGUGUUUUUAGACAUGUGUGGAUGUAAAAUCCGCUGCAUGGUUUACAACUUGAAAGCCUAGAACCCUAUUGCAUAAUAUAAUCUAUAGAUAUGCUUGUCUGCUUUUAUUUAUUUUUUAUAUCAAAAAUAUAUGUGUCAGUGCCAGUCCAGAAUCAAACUUUAUAAUUUGCAAGACGUCGUGUGUUCUUUCUUUUCUUUCAUAAAUACUAAUAUUCUCUUGUGCUGAAUAUUGCAUCACCGAUCGACAUUUGUUGUUAAAAUCAUGAUGCAGUCAAGGGAAGAGAGGAGAUCUGAGUCACCAUCAGGUCUUGUACUGACCACCGAUCCUAAGCCUCGCCUUCGUUGGACCGCCGAGCUUCAUGAACGCUUCGUUGACGCUGUUACUCACCUUGGAGGCCCUGACAAGGCUACACCUAAGACGAUAAUGAGAGUGAUGGGCGUGAAGGGUCUUACACUUUACCAUCUCAAGAGCCAUCUCCAGAAGUUCAGACUUGGAAAGCAGCCUCACAAGGACCAUAGCCAUGGUCACUCCACUAAUAUUAGGGAUCCUAAUAGAGUUUCCAUGUUGGAUCUUCAAAGGAAUGUUGUAUUCACUACUCCCCAUAUCACUGGUCACAAUAUGAAUGAGAUGCAAACUGAAGUGCACAGAAGAAUAGAGGAAGAGGUAGAAUUAGAAAGACAGGUAAAUCAAAGGAUAGAAGCACAAGGGAAAUACAUGGAGAGCAUGCUAGAGAAAGCAUGUGAGACGCAAGAAGCAAGCCUUACCAAAGACUACUCUACUCUCUUUUUCGACCGAACCACUAUUUGCAACAACUCAUCACCCCUCACAAUCCAAUGGUUCGAGGAUCAGUUUCCUUCGUCUUCCUCUAUGGACUCUGCAAUGCAUCUCCCUGACAUCAAUUCCAACUUCUCCCUCCAAGAUUCUCGGAGUUCCAUCACCAAAAACCAUACGGUUUGCCUCGGUUAAAGAAUACUAUAUAUAGGUCUAGCUAUUUGACUCUUCCUACUCUAGCUUUAAUGUGCACUUGGUGUAUAAACGCACAAACUUGCAUGUAAUAACUUCUGUCAAACAUGAAGUAGAUCUUCGUUAUCCACCUAAUAAAUGUGAUGAUGUGCAAUAGAUGGUGAAGUAGGCUGCCUCAUGCAUUCUCAAUUACUUGUAAACUGAAAAUUUUAAAAGAUCUUUUCUUUCUAAUCA
Messenger RNA from Brassica rapa (field mustard), 1692 nucleotides. RefSeq names its product myb family transcription factor PHL12. NCBI's taxonomy places the organism in Eukaryota, Viridiplantae, Streptophyta, Magnoliopsida, Brassicales, Brassicaceae. The record is from RefSeq and is a predicted model, not a curated record. Gene Ontology annotation, molecular function: DNA binding; DNA-binding transcription factor activity.